AUGGCUACAAUCAGUCUGGGGGUGCUGGACAACAUCUCUGAUGUCGCGACCGGUCCAUCUUCAUACCAACAACAGCAGAACGUUCUGCUACAGGGGACUGUAGCCAGAGCCUUUGGUGCCUUUACACAAUAUGAGUUAAUCUGGGAGCGACACAACCUGACCAAACAGUGGUCAUGACGGAUGGAGUUGAGUUGCGCCCUGCACUGGUUGCCCGCUAGAGGAUAAUUUGCCUGGGUGUAAGAACCCUGAUAAAGGCUUAGGAACGUCCCAAACCUUCGUCAAAUCUUAUGAGUAUCUCCUCAUCGAAAGCAAAAACCGUGGGAUCCCGAGGCAAUUCCGGGAAAGAACCGCUUGAUUGGGUCG
Molecule: messenger RNA, 363 nt
Organism: Aspergillus sclerotioniger CBS 115572
Lineage: Eukaryota; Fungi; Ascomycota; Eurotiomycetes; Eurotiales; Aspergillaceae
Exons: 2
Coding region: 1-177 (58 amino acids)
Source: RefSeq, a predicted model, not a curated record